UGUUCUUGUGAUUGUGAAUGGCCUUUUAAAAGUUUAGCCUGUACUCAUCCCGGAGCCAGCUAGCAGUCCUCGUCUGCUGACAUCUUUGCCGGAGCCACCAGGCCUCUAGCCUUUUACUCAAGAUGAAUGAUAAACCAGACAUGUCUGAAGUGGAGAAAUUUGACCGAUCAAAGUUGAAGAAAACUAAUGCUGAGGAAAAAAACACUCUUCCCUUAAAGGAAACUAUUCAGCAGGAGAAGGAGUGUAUCCAAACAUCUUAAAAUGGAGAAGUCCUCUCAAGAGCAAGC
Molecule: messenger RNA, 287 nt
Organism: Perognathus longimembris pacificus (Pacific pocket mouse)
Lineage: Eukaryota; Metazoa; Chordata; Mammalia; Rodentia; Heteromyidae
Product: thymosin beta-15A-like
Exons: 1
Coding region: 123-260 (45 amino acids)
Biological process (GO): actin filament organization; regulation of cell migration
Cellular component (GO): cytoplasm
Molecular function (GO): actin monomer binding
Source: RefSeq, a predicted model, not a curated record